Toxotes jaculatrix (banded archerfish) is the source of this 2584-nucleotide messenger RNA. RefSeq names its product plexin domain-containing protein 1-like. NCBI's taxonomy places the organism in Eukaryota, Metazoa, Chordata, Actinopteri, Toxotidae. The coding region runs from base 475 to 1938 and encodes 487 amino acids. The transcript is spliced from 13 exons. The record is from RefSeq and is a predicted model, not a curated record.
CACAAGAGAAACAACCACAAGGACAGAGACGGCAAGAGAUACAGACACAGACAGACAGACAGAAGGGGGAGUGAGCAGUUAUUUCAACGAGUAGAAAAUAAUGAGAUUGGAGCAAAGGAAGAGCAAAGAGAAAACACAACUCCUCACUCUGCAACACUUUGGCUGCAUGUCACCUCUUUUCCUAUCAUGGACCCGUCAUCCUUGAAGUUACUCUGAGGGCCAAACAAGGACAUAAGGCUGAGACAGAGAGACAGGCAGAGGAGGGAGAAAAGCAGUAAACCUUAGCUGAGGUGAAGAAAAAGCAGUUGUGUGGGAGAGCAGAGGCGAAGAGAGAGCGACGAAAGGCGGGGGAGUGGAGGAGUGAGGAGCCCCGUUUCUUCCAGCAGAGUGAGAGGGGAAACGGGAAAAUAAGAAGAAGAAGGAGAGAGAGGAGUGAUAAAGAGUCGGGGAAGGAGGGAGAAGAGUCGGCUGGACAUGGGGCUUUGUGCUGUUCUCCUCAUCUGUCUCUCCCAGGCUGAGCUGGGGAGAGUCUGGGCUCAGGAGCAUGAAGAUGCACUGAGUCGGACUCCUCUGCGGGCAGAUGGGGAUCCGUCUGGUUUUCACAGAACCAGGAGGGACCAGCAGACCCCACACAAACACAGAGAAGCCCGUAACACACCGGAUGAAGGUGGAGUUCUUGGAGGAGGAGUUGACAUCAGCGCCCUCCCUGACAACAUGACACGAAUAUUGGAGGACUCCCAGAAGUACUACAAAUGGCAGAGUUUUGGUCCAAGAGACAGACGGACUGAAGACUUUUGGGUAGAUUUGAAUACCCUGCACAAGAGCCAAGUUCGAAUCCACGGCAUACUGUCCAAUACACAUCGACAGGCAGCGAGGGUGGCGCUUUCUUUUGAUUUCCCUUUUUAUGGACACUACUUGAGACAAAUUAUCGUAGCAACUGGCGGGUUCAUCUUCAUGGGGGAGAUUACUCAUCGAAUGCUGACUGCCACACAGUACGUUGCCCCCCUCAUGGCCAACUUUGACCCCAGCUUCUCCAAAAACUCAACAGUGAGGUACUCGGACAACGGUAAUCUAUUUGUGGUGCAGUGGGACAAGGUGCGGCUAAAAGACAGAGAGGCUGAAGGAGCAUUCACUUUCCAGGCAGCCCUCCACAGAAAUGGAACAAUCAUUUUCUACUACAGAGAUAUCCCUGUACCAGUAGAGAAAAUUAAUUCCACUGAACAUCCAGUAAAAGUGGGACUGUCUGAUGCUUUCAUGGCGUCCCUCUCCUCUUCACAGCUCUCAGAUGCAAAGCGGCGUACUACUAUCUAUGAGUAUCAUCGUGUGGAGAUUGACACGACAAAGAUUGUUAGCGGAUCUGCUUUUGAGUUCACUCCUCUACCCACUUGUCUUCAGCACACAUCCUGUGAUCUCUGCCUUACAUCCACCUUGACAACCGGCUGUGGCUGGUGCAACACACUUCAACGAUGUUCUGACGGUAUCGACCGGCACAGACAAGAGUGGUUAGAUUAUAACUGCCCUGAAGAGGCUAAAGGCACAUGUGAGGACUACAACCCGGUAUUACCUGAGGGAUCUAUGAGCUCCUUCAACCACUCGUCCCCUGGUCCGACACCUUCUUCAGCAGUGCUCGAAGAACAGCCCGUCACUAGAGAUUUACAGACGGGUCCUCCAAAGCAUAAGGGGAUAACAGAGAACACGGCCAUCAUAGCAGGUGUAGUGGCUGCCCUGGUUCUGCUUGUAGCUCUGACCUUACUGGCCGUCUACUACAUCAACACACACCCUACAGUUGCUCCACCGUUCUACCUCAUGCAGCGACGCACCAAUAACUACUGGCCCUCUAUGAAGUUCCGCAACCAGGGCUGCCACUCCAGUUACGCUGAGGUCGAGCUUGGGGGCCACGAAAAGGAAGGAUUCAUUGAAGCUGAGCAGUGCUGCUAAGGGUCCUGGACUUGCAGGACUCAGUCAGAAGAGGGAAGGCCACCAUCUUGAGGACUGUAAUGGUACUACAACAGGAUGAAUAUGGACGAUCGAGCAGACUGUUGACACAGGAUGCCCCUACUCCAACCUUGGCGGCUGGACAGUGUUUACUGUAACUGCUCUCAUAGCUCUUGCCAGCUUUCUCUGUGUAUCUUGCUCUUUGCCAUCACACACAGGAGAUUAGCCAUAUUAUCCAACGGUUGGAGUGUCUGAGAGGAAGCCGACUGUACAGGCAUAAUGAGAUGCAAAUGAGUAACUGUACAAAACCCAUCAAUCCAAGGGGAUGUCAGGGAAUGAAUUGAACUAGCCUUCAUACUGCAAACCAAUGUACAGCUCAACUUCACUAUGUGUUUUUGUUUUUAUCCAGUCUAUGGAGUUACUUUUGUUUUAUGAAACUUCUACGCGAGCAAUGAUUGGUUCAUAAAAUGUUAUAUCUCUGUGGACUACAACAGAUAUUUAGCUCUAUAACUGAUAGUGAUUAUAAUGAUCAUCUCAAACUUCUCUGGAGAAAUAUUGUUUGGAUGAAUUUUAGAGACAUCAAGUUAUGAGAGUUUUCUUUGAACAUUUCUGUUUAAAUGUCUUCUAAUAAAAGCUGGUGGUGAGUGUU